UUUAUUGUUGAAAAUCAAAGGUGAUACAACAUAGUUGAUGAAAGUGGUCAAAUGAACAACAAAUACGUCUGAUAGAAAAUUAGAAAAAAAUCAACAGGAAAGCGGGGAAAUGAAUCAGGAUUGCUAGUGAGACGCGGAUAUGAUGAGCUUCACCAUUACCUUGGCGCUACUUCUGGUGGCGGUUCUGAUCCUGGGCAUCCUCUUCGCCUGCCACUGUCUUGGUCCGAGGGCCGCCAACUGGAUGCGGAUGCGCUCCAGCAAGGAGGAGAAGAUCGGACUGUCCAACCACAAGCAGAAGCUCUUCCACGCCAACGGCUACAUGGCCAGUAUCCAAUCCGGUUCGGAGUUCCUGCUGAGCACAAGUGGCAGCUUCAAGCGCUUCGACACCAUCGACAAGGAGGACUUCAACCGCUCGCAGCAGACGCACCUGCUCCUGAUGAACGGAGGCGGAGGGGUGUCGAUAACAGGAUGCUCCGGCGUCCUGGAGGCCACCACACCCAUGUGGCACCUGCCCUCGUCGGAUAUUUACAUCCCGCCCAAGCCCACUCGACCCGCGCCCACUCCGAAUGGCAAAACGGUGACCUUCUCCUUCAGCCAGGUGAACGAGGUGACCCCCGCCGACCAGGAGCGUCGCUCCUGUCUGCGCCUGAAUGGUGGAUCUGUGGGUGGAACUGUGGGUGGAUCUGCGGUUGGUUCAGUGGGUGGUUCAGUGGGUGGUUCUGCGGGUGGAACUGCGGGUGGAAAUGUAGGUGGAAAUGUGGAUAGAUCUGUAGGUGGAAAUGUGGGUGGAACUGUGGGUGGACCUGUUGGUGGAUCUGUGGGUGGAUCUAUUCGUGAAUCUGUGAGUAAGUCUGCAGGUGGAGCUGUGGGCGGUGUCCUGCCCCAGCCACUGGAGGCACCUCCUCCGGCUCGGCUCUCCACUUCCGUAUCGGUGAAUUUGUCGGGCACCGCGAUACCCAGACCCGUUGCCAAGCGACAGGUGUCCUUGCAGCAGGGCAUCAAUCAGGAGAAGUCCCCGGUGACCCCGUCGCUGGAGAGUGAGAAGAAAACGCCGGCGUUGAAACGCAGAAACUCCAGCACUAAUCCCUUCCUGUGCGAGUCCACGGAGCAGGUGCACAUUUCGGAUCCCCUAGAAACCGCUGUUACUUCUCUGCAAAACACCACGAUCUCGGCCAGUCCAAAUACUGCGCCACCUCCUCCUCCUUCUUCUGCCAUUCCAAAGGGGACCCCCAAUCACAAUGGCAAUCCCUUCGUGGAAACCCAAAGCCUCUCCAGCAGACUCCUGAAGAUGCACAACACCACGAAUCCUUUUACUGGCCUCACUCAACGGGUGAAGGGACCGCACCUCCUGCAGAAGACCAUCUCCGAGGAUUAUCUGUUCCGGAAGCUGGGUGUCAAUGGUCACACUUCCAUGCCCAAUGGUCAUGUCAACGGGAAUGGCAAUGGCAAUGGCAAUGGCACCUGGUCCUUUGGACGCUCCUUGCUGCGACAGGAGUCCACUUUGAGUCUGGGCAUGGGCUUGGGCAGGCGGAACAGCUCGCAGGUUUCCCUGGACUCCGGUUCGGGAUCGGUGGCCGGUUCGUUGGAGGGCAUCAAUCUGGAGAGGGCCAUCUCCUGUGACUCGGUCACCUCGGACUCCACCUUGUUCCUGGAUCAACUGGAUCAGCCCUACACUCAGAUUACUGGCUACUUGUGCAUUGGCCUUAACUACGACAAAAACAGCAUUAGCAAUGAGGGCAUGGAGCUGACUGUCAGUGUCCUGGAGGCCAAAGGACUCCUGUGUCCAUUCAGCGUCGAGUCCCUGGACACCUUUGUGCGCGUCUACCUGGUGCCCGAUCAUCCCGGUGCCAUGCAAACCAAGGUGGUAAAUGCGGCGCUAACUCCCAGCUACAACGAGAGCUUCAACUUCUGGCUGCAGAGGCGACAGGCGCGCCAUUCGCUGUGGUUCCACCUGUACCACAACGGCCCCGCCCACACGCUCAUUGGGGAGGCGGAGAUGGAGAUCGGGGAGCUGCCACGCCCCAUCACCACGUGGAUCCCGCUCUCGGACUCGCGCAAGUGCAACGCCCGCUGGGGCGAACUGAUGUUCUCGCUGAGCUACCUGCCCACGGCGGAGCGCCUCACCAUCGUGGUGGUCAAGGCCCGGAAUCUCAAGCUGGACGCCGACCAGCCGGCGGAUCUGCCGGAGUCCAUGGACACGGUGCACAGCAUCUUCGUCAAGGUCUACCUGAUGGACAACGACCGCAAGGUGCUGAAGAAGCGCACCUCGCUGAAGCGCAAGGACCGCAGUCCGAUUUUCAACGAGUCGAUGAUCUUCAGUGUGCCGCCUCCCAGUCUGACCACCACCCAGCUGCGGGUGACCGUGUUCGGGGUGACGGCGGCGGGAGUGAUGGCCUUGGGGCACAUCGCCGCCGGGAGCUGCGCGGUGGGCAAGGGGCUGCGCCACUGGCACCAGAUGCUCUCCUCGCUGAGGAAGCCGGUGGCCAUGUGGCACGUCCUGCGGCGGGCGGUCAACCAGCCGAUUUUCACGGGCGGCGCCGAGGCGGUGGUGGCCGCCAUGCAAAACACCCUGCAACGGAGCACCGCCAAGCGGAACAGCAUCGUCUAGAGAUCACAGAUCACCGGCGGCACUCUCUCUCUCACGGAAAUUUUCCACUUCGCUGGCAAACCCAAAUUUACCGCCUUUUAGUUGGAAAAACCCCUUUCGAAAGGAGAUCAAACAAAAAAAAGAGAAAAGAAGGAGAGAACACAGAAAACCUUGUGGAAAAUUGCAUUUACCACACUCUAGCCAUGAGACUUUCUUACUUUUCUACUGCUUACCACAACCAGCCACAAGUAUUUACUCUAGAUGGCCAUGUAAUCUAAAAACCCGCACCAAAGGACAAACGAGCCUAUUAACUAGUUAUAUUCCCACAUUGUCGCGCACUAAUUGUUAUGUGAAGAUCUGUAUCGGAACGAUUGAUAUACUAUAUACUAUCUGGAUGUCUGGUAAAUACUUGUUGAAAUUUGUCGCAUACGACGAGCGAAAUAAUUGGGGAACUUGGAUGGACUGUUUGGGUUUUUCCCUAUAUUUAUUAUUUUAUUUUUAUUAAGGAUAAAAACUUGGAGUUUUGAAAUCGCCCAGAUGGAAAUAUUGAAAACAUCUCUAAGAACUUUAAAAAAUAAUCCCUUUUUGAAGAUUAUUAAUUUUGAAGGUUUUCAUAUUUAUAAAUAUCAGGCUAAAAAAUUAAAAAGUAAAAACCAGAUAGUCCUUAGUUACAUUUCAAUGACCAAAUUAUUUUCAUAUAUUUCAAGAUCAUCUGCCACUUGGGAUCUCAAGUUUCCCACUUUAAUGUAAUACUACUCCCUGAGUUAUUUUUCUUCUUUUUUUUUGUUGGGAAAACCCAAUGGAAAACGAAAGAUAUUGCAAUAUAAUCAAAUCAGAGAGAUACCAAGGUAAUACAAUUAUUUCGCGAGCUGUAUGAUGUAGUUUAGCGACCAGUGAGCCUGUUAUAUUAUAACUCUAUAGAUAGAUCAGAUUGUCGUUUGGCAAUCAAUCGUUGUUGAAUUUGAAAACCAAACGAAAUCGAAAUUGAGAAAAUCAAAAAUCAAAAAUCGAAUAUCGAAAAGCGGUGAGCCCUUUAAGCAUUGUGAUAUGAUAUAAUAGCAAACGAAGUGAAUUCAGAGUGCGUCUGUUGUGAGGAGCGGAGGAUCGUAUCGUAUCGAAGGAAAUCAAAGUAUUUACGAUAGUUACAUUCCAUAGUCGAGAUGUAUGUAUUAUUAUAUAUUAUAUAUUAUAUAACGUUUGUACUUUUGUGAUUUGCGUUCGUUCGAAUUUUUGUAGAGCCGCGUGUUUUAUAAUUAGAUUUAGUUGGUUCAAGGAUCAAACUUUUUAAGGGGAAAUGGAUAAUGGAUAAUAUAUACAUACAACAAUACGGACACACUUAGAUUUCCAUUUAGAGAGUGUUUUUUAAACAGUAAAGGACAAUAACUUUGCAAGCAUUUAUGAUUCAAUGUAAAUCAAGUAAUUAUAAUUAUCGAACAUUAAUCAGAGUUCGUUGUUGUCCCCGAUUUAACAGAUUAUUGUCCGCUGGAUUGUCCUUGUUGUAAUAUCCUAGAUUGUAAUAGAACGCACUCGAAUACAUACGUAUAAUCCUUGGCAGUCCUUUUCAAGUCGCACCUGUAUUUUGACCAAACCAAUGGAAAACCUGGCACACUUGUAGCUGAAGCUUUAAUCCACGUACUCCUCUAAUAGAACUCAGUCACCUUUUUGAAUCACACUUACUAAAUGGAUACAUAUAUACAGAGGGACAGUGCGUUUCACAAGUGAUGACAUCGUUUUUAUUCGGUGUGAGGACAAGACCUCCAAUUCAACACCUAUUAAUGGUGAGUUCGAUUACAUAUCUUAAUUUAAAACUCGCUGACAAUCUUCUGAAAUUCCAAGCCGAGCUGUCGCACACUUGUGAAACGCUCUGCACCAGAAAUAUAUUUGAAAUACAUAUAUAUCUACAUAUAUAGAGAAGGCAUUUAAAAGGCAUCAAAUGGAAAGUCCUGCCCCAAAACACUUACUAUAUAGUAUAUAAACCGCUAAGAAUUUUUUUUCUUUUUUUACAUACUGUUUCUUAGCUAAACUAAUGAAGCGAUAAAGUUAAACUCGUGUUGAAUUUGUAUUUAUACGGAAAUAUAUAUAUAUAUAAAUGUAUGUGCUAUAUAAGAUAAUGCUACAAAUUGUUAUACAAGUAAACCAAAAUUGAG
Drosophila rhopaloa is the source of this 4734-nucleotide messenger RNA. RefSeq lists its product as uncharacterized. The record is from RefSeq and is a predicted model, not a curated record. Gene Ontology annotation, biological process: regulation of dopamine secretion; cellular response to calcium ion; calcium-ion regulated exocytosis. Gene Ontology annotation, molecular function: SNARE binding; calcium ion binding; clathrin binding. NCBI's taxonomy places the organism in Eukaryota, Metazoa, Arthropoda, Insecta, Diptera, Drosophilidae.